Messenger RNA from Coniophora puteana RWD-64-598 SS2, 767 nucleotides. Its product is annotated as small heat shock protein. Bases 60 to 512 code for a protein of 150 amino acids. Gene Ontology annotation, biological process: protein complex oligomerization; response to heat; response to salt stress. The transcript has 3 exons. NCBI's taxonomy places the organism in Eukaryota, Fungi, Basidiomycota, Agaricomycetes, Boletales, Coniophoraceae. The record is from RefSeq and is a predicted model, not a curated record.
CGCGCCAGUUUCCCACUCAUCUCCUUCACAAACUUUGCUUGUCCUCGUGCGCACAAAACAUGUCGCUUACCCUCGGUGUUUAUGACCCCUUCUCUGAACUUGAGCGUUUCUUUGACGACGCAUUCCUCACUCGUUUCUCGGGUGGUAACGCGAACGCAAACCGCGAAGUAGCCGCUCGUCAGCCUUUCCGUCCCAAGAUGGACAUACGCGAGGGAGAGAAUGAUACCGUCACAGCUACCUUUGAGCUUCCCGGGCUCAAGAAGGAAGACGUGAACAUCCAGCUGCACAACAACCGCCUCACCGUCUCCGGCGAGACGAACGUCUCCUCGGACCGCGAGCAGGACGGAUAUUCCGUGCGGGAGCGGUCGUUCGGUAAGUUCGAGCGUUCGCUCAGGCUCGGUCAGGGAAUCAAGGAGGAAGAUAUCAAGGCGAACAUGCAGGAUGGUGUACUCACCGUCACGUUCCCGAAGACUCCGGCUGAACAGGCGCCGAAGCGCAUCUCCGUCCUCUAAACGCCGGGUGCGAAUUACAUCUGCCUAUCGAUAUCUCAGACACGCAGAUGGAUGAAGCGAAGAAGUCGGGUACUGAAUGGAUAGUUGCAUAUCGGCGCUUUCAUUGUCUUCAUCGGUCGUUGUAACGUUAGCAAAAUGUGUACUCUCUCGGACUGUUGUCGCUUUGCAUGUUGAAUGACGAAUGUAUUACGAAACUCCUGUUCUUAUGCAUGUUCUAACAUCUGAUACAAUUAUCGCAAUUCCAGCACCCUCUGC